AUGGAACUGGAGGCUAAUUGCGGAAAUGAUCGACACGACGUGAACACCUGUUUUGCCCGGCGAUUCCCAAUCUCUUACUCGAAUGCCGGCAAGAUGCAUCCCAUCUAUCGGCGUCUUGCCAUGGUCGCGCUCAUCGCGCAUCAUGUCGCGGCUUGUAGUCGCCCAUACUCUGCUUGGAUGGCCGACAGCGUCAUUGCCCGCGGUCAGGGCCUCGUUCAAGGGAGUCCAUCGCCGUCCACUUAUCUCCAAGUUGGCUUUUUUCAGUCUGCGAUUCUCCGCCUGAUCGACCACUACCGCACCCCCAAAGCGGCCUGUGCGGAAAGUGACUGGGAAGAGUAUUUACAGACUAGCACCAACAGCAUCAUCCUGUACCUCCUAAACGCUUCACAGGACACUAGCUAUCCACUUGAUCGGCUGUCCACCGGCCCGGGGUUCCUACAUCAGUAUGAGCAACUACACAUGGACGCCUCGUCCAAGUGUCUGCACUCUCUACGAGAAUCCAUCAACCUCCAGCCUCGAAACAUGCUUGGGGGUAUUGUGCUAGAUGACAUAAUUCUCCAACUUGAUCUUCUCUGGACACACUGUCGCCAAAAUGACACUGGUCUCCUUGUCCAUGGCUACGACGAGUCGAAAAAUGCAUCCUGGGCAAACCCCAUCACCGGCGCGAGCCCGAUUGUCUGGGAUCGGUCUCUGGGCUGGUAUCUGAUGGCACUUGUGGAUAGUUUAGAACUCUCUUUGUCAUUUCCACCCCACUUGGCACAUUAUCUCCGACAACGUCUCGUACAACUCGCAGACUCGGUCAUAACAGCUGCGGAUCUGACGACCGGGUGCUGGUGGCAAGUCAUGAACCACCCCGGCCAAGUAGGGAACUACAUCGAGUCGAGUGGAUCCGCGAUGUUCACAUCCGCCUUAUACAAGGCGGCCCGACUGGGGUAUCUCCCCGCAAAGCUUGCUCGGAAAGCCAGACACACCGCAGGCCGAUGCUACAGCAACCUUGUUGAUUCAUUUCUAGUCAGAAAUCAGAAUGGGACGCUGGAGUACAAUGGAACCGUGUCGGUUUGUAGCUUGAGCUCCUCGGCUUCGUAUGAGUACUAUGUGUCCCAACCCUUGCUGUACAAUAGUGUCCACGGGACGGCAGCGUUCGUGUUAGCCAGUUUGGAACAGGAGAUGUUGGAUCAAUCAUCGUGA
Molecule: messenger RNA, 1188 nt
Organism: Penicillium argentinense
Lineage: Eukaryota; Fungi; Ascomycota; Eurotiomycetes; Eurotiales; Aspergillaceae
Exons: 3
Coding region: 1-1188 (395 amino acids)
Biological process (GO): carbohydrate metabolic process
Source: RefSeq, a predicted model, not a curated record